AGUUAUAGACAUCAGACCCCUGUACCAUUUCGAAGUUCUUCCCCUUUAAACAACAAUGAAGUUCGGCACCAAGCCUAUAGCAGUCGGUUUCCAUUGAUUAACAUAUUCCGGCGUGUGAGUAGAUAGAUACUCAAUAGAGUUUUGCACAUUGAAAUUUGUUGGCUUGUAUAAAUGUGUAUUGGCCGGACUGGCCAUUAAAAUCUUUAAAUACCAAACCCUCGGCUAGAGAGUAAUUCAGUUGUUGCUCAAACCCAUUCCAAGCUAUACACGUACCAUCAGUUAGUUAUUCCCAUUUCCAAUUUUAAACAUCAGAUACAAUCAGAAACUGACAAAUUGUUCUUCUUCACAAUGAUUUCCAUUCAAGCUUUUUUGGUUUUCUUCAUGAUCUGCUCUUCAUACGUUAAAAGCCUGCCAUUUACCAUUGAUGUUCUAGAAAACAGGGAUAUAAUAUUCCCAAGGAGGAGUGAUUUGGUCAAAAGAACAGCAAACAAUGAUGCUUCCGAGCUUAAUCAGCACUCUGUUUCACUUGCCUCGUUUAUAGAAAACAUCGAAACAGGAAUAUUGCAAACGGCUUUGAGUGUUGAUCCUUUGGCAACUGAUGUUCAUGCUGAAGUUCAAAACACUUCUACACCUCAUCCACUUGAAAGGAGAUCGACAAAGGAAGAAUCAAGUCCAGCAGUGGAAAGUACUACUUCUUUGGUUCUCCUUCAAACUACAGAAAAUGUCCCAGCUGUUGAUUCGGUUCCAUCACAUGUUGUCAUCGAUCGUGUAAGUGUGUUCAAGGCACCUGAAGUUGGAGCUGGACUUUUUCCAACUUUUCUUGUCCAAGACACGAAUGUGUCCCAAGAAGCCACUGAAUUGAGUCCUGAUGACGAUGAAGAUGGCGAUGCAACAACACUUGCAAACAAAUCAGACUCAUCUGAUGAAUCUGAAGAGUCGACAGAAUCCAAUGAAUCAUCGAAUGAAUCCUCAGAAGAAAAGUCGAAAAAAGUGAAGACUUCUUCAACAACAGUUUCGCCAUCGUCCUCAUCAACAACACCACUCUCAGUUGAGGAGAAGAAAAAUGUCGAAAAAGAACUUAAGGAAAAAGUAGGUGAAGUGGAGGCUGAACCAGUGAUCUUUACAGCUCGAGUCUAAAAAGUUACUCAUACUUUAAUAUAAUGAAAUCUUUACCAAAAUACGUUCCAGUAUUUAACGUUAGCUAUAAUUUUUUUUUCCUUGCUUUAAAUGUAUAUGUGUAAGUUAGAUUUAAAAACUCAAACAAUUAUAAUGUGUACUUUUAUUUAAAUUAUGUGAUUUGUUUUGUACUAUUAUUUUCU
Molecule: messenger RNA, 1319 nt
Organism: Episyrphus balteatus (marmalade hoverfly)
Lineage: Eukaryota; Metazoa; Arthropoda; Insecta; Diptera; Syrphidae
Exons: 2
Coding region: 349-1137 (262 amino acids)
Source: RefSeq, a predicted model, not a curated record